AAGCGCAUUGAGAACAUGCGCCACCGCUGGCAGGGAGUCCUUAGCAAGUUCGUGGAGGAGACACAGAGUCGCAGUCAAGGUGGUGACUUUCAGCAAGUGGAAGUAGACGAAACCGUUGUGCGGAAACAAAAGGUGGGUGACACAGUGGCUUGGCAAACCUUUGUCGGCUCCAAAGUCCGAGGACAGCGCAAGUUCUUGGUGCUGCAAAAGCGCGGCUUCGCAAACAGCUUGUCGAAAGUCAGGCCCAGUGGUCUUUCGGCUCCUCCGCCGCUGACAACGGCAGAGUGGCAGAGCUUUGCGUCGGAGCACUUGCAGUCCAACACCGUCGUGCACACGGACGGCGCCCAGGCCUACUGCGCUCCUGUUCCGAACCUGCACCUCCGGCACGACAGCGUCAGCCACAGUACCAAGAAGGGCGGCCCGUACUUCACCAAGAACUGCACUCACAAGGGCGUGAAGAAGGUUGACAAGCGCAAGAGCAACCUCAAGACAGUGGCAGGAACACAGUGCAUUGACGGUACCUGGACUUCCCUGAAGCGCUCCUGCCUGGGAGUCAAUGCCAAGUAUCCUCACAAGAUCGAAGAUCAUGUCCGUGAGGCACAGUUUCACUCGUGGCAAGGCUCUGCCGACCCCUGGCACACUAUGGGGAGCGUGCUGCGUUGGCACCAAGACUCCGUGAAGGACCUACCUCUUUGCGUGAGUCUUUUACCUUUGCGGCAGCGGAAGGAGAUCAUAGAAGCAGCUCACUUGAAGACAGUUGCCACGACGUCCGCUGCGCUUCGCAACAGAGCCUUCGACGCUGCCGUGGUCCUUGCUCGCCGCGAGGUGGCUCUCCAAUCCGCACUUCAAAACAUAAAGCCCUGA
Messenger RNA from Symbiodinium sp. CCMP2456, 864 nucleotides. NCBI's taxonomy places the organism in Eukaryota, Dinophyceae, Suessiales, Symbiodiniaceae. The record is from the annotation of a GenBank genome assembly.